AUGUCCGAAAAAGCCUUCCCCCUUGCUGAUGCCGACUUGACCGUCGCCUUGUUGGAGCUCGUUCAACAAGCCACCAACUACAAGCAAACCAAGAAGGGAGCCAACGAAGCCACCAAGACUCUGAACCGUGGUAUUUCCGAACUCAUCAUCAUGGCUGCUGACGCCGAGCCCAUUGAAAUUCUUCUUCAUUUGCCCUUGUUGUGCGAAGAUAAGAAUGUCCCAUAUGUAUUUAUUCCAAGCAAGGUCGCCUUGGGACGUGCCUGUGGUGUCUCCCGUCCAGUGAUUGCUACUUCCAUCACUACCAACGAGGCUUCUCAACUCAAGUCUACCAUUGAUGGUAUGAAGAUCAAGAUUGAACAGCUCUUGAUCUAA
Messenger RNA from Cylindrotheca closterium, 372 nucleotides. The record is from the annotation of a GenBank genome assembly. NCBI's taxonomy places the organism in Eukaryota, Bacillariophyta, Bacillariophyceae, Bacillariales, Bacillariaceae.